CAGAAAUCUAUCCAGUGGAGUAAGAAUCCACACUUCAUCUUCAUCUUCGAUUCUUCAUCAUCUUCUAACAUAAACCCUACACCGACUCAACAACAACAACGCCAUUACCGAACUCAAACACACAUAACCAAAUACUUUUAAAACAUGUCAGGAGUCGGACCUCUUUCUCAAGACUGGGAACCCGUCGUUCUCCGCAAAAAAGCUCCCACCUCCGCCGCCAGAAAGGAUGACAAAGCAGUUAACGCAGCUCGACGUUCCGGCGCCGAUAUUGAAACCAUGAAGAAACAUAAUGCUGGAACAAACAAAUCUGCCAUUGCCACCACUUCAUUGAACACUAAGAGGCUGGAUGAUGAUACAGAGAAUUUAGCUCACGAUCGUGUCCCAACUGAACUCAAGAAAGCUAUAAUGCAAGCCCGGAUGGACAAGAAACUUACUCAGGCGCAACUUGCUCAAAUUAUCAAUGAGAAGCCUCAAGUGAUCCAGGAGUACGAGUCAGGGAAAGCGAUUCCAAACCAGCAGAUAAUUGGCAAGUUGGAGCGAGCUCUUGGUGCCAAACUGCGUGGAAAGAAAUAAGGAAGCUAAUCUUAUAUCUGUGUAUGUAGUUGGAUCUAUAUUUCACUCUCGAAGCUAAUCUGACGGCUGUUAUGUAGUUGGAUCUAUAUUUCACUGUCCUUGGUUGGUUGCUUUUGCAUGUAUGCUUGAAGCUUUCGCCUGUUCGAACUUAAUCAUGCAGUUUCGUAAAUAAAGUUGUAUUUUCAGCAUAAAUUUACUUUUGACCGUGACAUGGGAUUGGGCAUUCAAAAUAUAGUGUUCAUUUAAUAGGUGAGC
Messenger RNA from Cicer arietinum (chickpea), 828 nucleotides. Its product is annotated as multiprotein-bridging factor 1b-like. The record is from RefSeq and is marked validated. Lineage: Eukaryota; Viridiplantae; Streptophyta; Magnoliopsida; Fabales; Fabaceae. Gene Ontology annotation, cellular component: nucleus. Gene Ontology annotation, molecular function: DNA binding.